UUUCCUUCAAGAUAGCGAAAUAAUUGUUAAGGUCAUGGGUUAGUUACUUAUAGAAGUAAACAAUGUUGGAGGUAGAGGAAUUUUCCGAACGUGGCGAUGCCCCUGCGCUCGCUAUACUCAAAGACAACGCGAGGAAGAAGGCGAUCCGGCAUGUUGUGGAAACACAGGAAGAAUUGACCCGCAUACACGAACGUGUUACAAGGGUAAGAAAAGCAGUUUGAUCAGCCGUUAUUUCUCCUUUUUCUUUUUUAUCCUUUUGUGAGCUUAUUUUUAAUCUCUGUCUUUUUUCUUAGACUAUAGACUCUUACGAACUCAGCGAAAAAUUAUCCGGACAUCAACUUGAUGAAAGAGAAGUAGAACGAAUCGCUGAGGAAUUUAUAAGGGAACAAGCGACCCUGGAAUUUGUGGAUGAUAUGGUACGAAGGACUGUUUCUAAUGUACCGAAACAUUUAUUAUAAGCAUGAACUAGCUUUUAAUCUUUGAUUACAGACAUAGCGCGAGUCAUAAGCCCAGCUUCAAUACGCAGCAGUCAUUUUGUCAUUAUGCAAGGCGUCCUCUUGGGACCCGAGAGGCGUUCAUAAUUUUUAGGUCAUAAUUCGGGAAAAUACUCUUUUGUUUUAGAACAUUUUAUUGUUUUCGUAACUCGAAAAGGUAUUUGUUUUCAAUGUCUGCCACGAACGUACUGUUUGUCCGUGGCGUAGAUUGUUUUCGUACCGCUUAAAAGGGCAACACAUGGCCUCAAGUUGACCUCAGAACGAUGCUUUUUUAAAUAUGUUCAUCACAAGCUCAUUUGAGCAUUCUAUUUCCCUGACACGCAUCAUGGCUUCCUCUACCUCAGGAAGGCUUUAUUUUGAUUUUCUGCACGCGAUCUUCAUGCUGCUUGGAAAAUGUAAAACAGGAAACAGACUUUACAACUGACAAAAGUAAGAAGGGUCGGCCAGGGCUUGAGGGUAAUACGGGUGUCUUUUACCUGAAAAUAACUAAUGAUUUUGAGUAUACUGGUAUACCGGUACCACUCGUUUUCGGUAUUUUGUGGGAAUUGGUGUAUGUCACAGUGUAGCAUUCUUUAACCCGUGAAGCCUCAAGAUAAUGACCAGCAUCAAAUUUCUCCUAACUGGGAUGGGAUAAGUGGAAGGAGCAGCAGUGAUAAAAUGUUGCUCAAACAGUGCAACAAGAACCAUAAUUAUGGACAGCAGGGAGGAGAAUAAACAUGUUGAUAUCCAGGGCUUAGGCGCGUUUCAAACGUCGUGCUACUGCCAUGCCGAACUAAAUUGAUUGAAUUAAAUUCAACUUUAGCAUGGCAGUAGUGCGACAUUUGAAACCAAGUCAUGCUACUGCCAUGUAGCAUGGCAAGCUUUGCCGUGCUACACUGCCGUAGCUCAACUUGCCUUCAAAUGUUGCUCUACUGCCAUGCCAAACUCAAUUCAUAAAUUAUAAAUACAUUAGAAUACAUUUAAAAGUUUGCCAAACUGUAUCGUUAUUUGACUGAACUAAAUUCAAUGUCUGAAACCAAGUCGUGCUAGUGUCAUGCUGCAGUUGAGCUACAGUCAAGCCAGCUUAGCAUGGCAGUAGCGCGACUUUUGAAACAGGUCUCUUAAAGGGUUAAAGUUGAAGUAGAGGUGAUUUUUAAAAGUAGGUGGUAAAAGAGUAGAACACCUCUCAUGCAGUAAAACCACGUGUGUGGGUAGGUAUGGGACCCACCUUCCCUGACAAACUUUUAUCUUGAGGUUCCUGCAAAGUAAGCUUUCCCAGGCAUGAAGAUAGUAGGGAAAGUGGAUCAAGAAAAGUUGCAUGAAAACUACUGAUUUUCAUCGCUUGCUUUUUCGCUGUUCAUCCACUCUGUUUGCUUGUUUGCGCUGACCAAGAGCUUGGCACAGGACUACUGCAAAGUUCAUUCAGUGCAUUGUUAGCAAACUGCAUGGAAACAAUAUUAGCCAUGAGGAUGGCACCCUUUUUUUUCCUAUAUAAUUUUGAUCUAGUUCACCAUAGAAAAUGGUGAGAAGCAAGUUUGAUGGAUGUAUUAUUUCAAGUUAAGUAGUCAGCACUUCCUUGAAAACUACAUGUAGUUAGUAACUUUUGCUAGUCGCUGGAACUUCAGGGAACGCUGGUUUUCAGUAAAUAUUUUCUGGUUUUAUUACUUUGGAUUCCCUUCACUGAGUCACCUUGAAUAAGAGUAAGUGGACUAAAUCAAAAGCCUCUCUCCAACAACCCUUUGCAUGAUGGGUGACUUAAACUUUGUCUACAUGUAUAAAGUAAGAAAAUUUAUUAUUAUCCAGAAUAUCGUUUUUAAACAUUUCAGCACUAAAGAGAUGGGUGCUUCCAGGAAGAAGAACAAGAACAAGAACACUUAACUGAUUUUUAGUAAUAAUAAUAAAUAAUAAAUAAAUAAAUUAUUAUUGUUUAUAAUAAGAAUUUUUUUUUUUUUUCACAACAAUCAUCAGAAAGUACAUGUAUUUCUGGUCACCAAAACCUAUAUUAUUAAUUGCAGUUUAAGCUUAAACCCAUUUUCAGGACUGUGUUUGUUUGUCUUUUCCAGACUCAGCUUCUUAUAAUAUUGUCAGACCCAGUGGCCAAGAGAAAGGUAUAGUGCAUUCAAUAUUGAUACUGACUGUGUACAUCAGGUAGAACUUGAUGUAUUAUUGAGAUUUGCAAGUGCAUUUGACUGCUCUCAAUCCUAGGCUCUCUCCUUUGGCAAUUUGUUUUUUAUUUCAUUUGUCACAAAAAAAUCUUCCAGACCCAGUUGUUCAAAAAGUGGAAAACAUUUUUUUUUCACUGGAUAAAUCUCUAUCCCCUGGAUAGUGCAAUUGGAUUCGCUAAAGGCCGACUUAGACAGUACGAUUUUAUACUUACAACUAUCGUAUGUGACUAGCAUUGUAUGUAAAACUGUGAAAGGUUUGAACCCAGGAGUCAUUUCAAAAGUAGGUUGAGUUUGAUUGUCCAGGUGAUCAUGGUCCUGAAUAAGACUGUUGUUGUUGACAGUGACUGAUGACCAUUUUAUCAAGCAAAUCACCAAAAUUCCAGUUGCAAUGCAUGACAUCUGGGAUGACAAGUGUUGAUGAAUGGUCUUUUUCAUUAGCUGGUUUAAAUAACAACUUAAGUUGAUGCAUCUACAUGUGAAUAUAUUAUUAUUUCCUUUUAGUAUCAGCAACAAGUGGCUGUUUUCAUUGUUGGAUUUGAAAACCUCUGUGGCCGUAGAGCAAGGGUUCGUUUUAAUAUUUAGCAAUUAUGAAUUGGAUUCUUUUUGUUAAUUCAUUCAAAAUAUUUCCAAGCUCAAAACCUGCUCAAUUCUAUGUGUAGUUCCAGUGUUCAAAAUCCAUUUAGUUACCUGUGUGUCCCUUGGCAGUUUCAGGACAGGAAGGACUGUUCAUUCUAGCAGAUAUUCUUCAUAAAUUAAAUUAUAGUAGUUGUCAUCCACUAAGUAGUACAUGUACAGUGUAUCUUUGUCAUUUUUUUAAGGCUGCAGUAGUUCAGCUAUUUUCAUCUCGUUUGAAGUCUUCCACCACUUUCCACCGGGCUUGAGACCUUAUUUCUCAUCACCUUUACAUGUGAAAUACAAUACAUGUACAGUGUAUUAUUAUUUUACCACAACAGAGUAUUUUCAGUGUAAUACACUGUGUAUGGUGUUGCUGAAUGUAUUUUGAAGUGCUGACAUUCAGAUUUUAUCAAUUGUUUGGGGAAUGGAGCCUUUAAGAGGAUAACUUCAUGUGCUCACUAUGCUACAGGUGACAGUAUAUUUAAAACUCAGACUCAAAGUAAAACUUAAAAUGUAAAGCCCCCCUCUCUCUUGCUGAUGCUUUAAUCAUUUUUAUUUAAUUUUGUACUUCUAAUAUAUAUCAUUCUUCAUUCUUUUGCAGCUUUUAGCCCAAUUACAAGAGGUACAUGUACCCUUUUAUUAAUGUUUGUUACGUAUUUUCAGUUAAUACUGCAGUAAAUUUAUGCAUUUACAUUGUAACCACUUGAAUGUACAGCUGUACAAUAAUAACUAUUAUUAUUCCUUUUGUAAAUAUAAUCUAUCUUCCUUUCAGUUUUUUGUUCAAAAUGGGCGAGGGGAAGAAGACUUUGAAGUUGAACCACCAGACUUUGACAUUGAAUAUGUUGGUGCUAAUGUCCGGUAAAAAUAAUAUUCUUGUACACGUUUACAUGUAACCAUGUUUCGGUUGGCACUUCCACUAAACAACAUGCACCUCCUGUAGGCACAUAUAUACACUUACCUAAGCUGGUCCCAGCAACAUAGAUUGCAUUUUGAUUUUACAUGGAAGAAUUCUUGUACACUGUACUUUGACCACUAUUAAAAAAUAAAUGAAAAUUUUGACUCAGUAACCACUUUUACCAUACUUUUUUAACAAUUUAAUAUUGUCUUAUGCUCCCUUGUGUUUAAUUGUGAAACAAUUUUUGGAGAAAAUGGAUCAAAAUCAAAUGCAUUUACAUUACAGAAGAAGAAAAGAACAACUUUUUUGAACAACAAUCAGGAAAAGAGACAAUUACAUGUAAUAUGAAAAAAAAUCAAGUAUAGCUUCAACUCAUAAAUGUUAACAAAGCCGUGGAUAGUUCCUCUUUGUGUCCAGAUGUGUUACAUGGUGAACAGAAAUGGCUUAGAUGCUUGUACUGUAGCUUAAGGUGGCUCCCUAGAGUAAAUUGGCCGUGCGCAGCCUGAGCACUAGUAUGGCGCGAGCUUUAAAAUCCGCGCGAUGUCCAUGCAAAAAUUAAAACAAACUUUGAAAUAUUUCAACCAAAAAACUUUAUUAACUUUCUGUUGAAGCUCAUUGUGCAAAAAGCUAGUUUGAUUAGUGUAGGUCAAACAUUUAUAAGAGGAGACAAUGUUACACCGGUUACAAGUCACUAUUGAUCUCCAUAACAGUAAAUUGUAUGUAAAAACAAAGCAGAAAUUUUCCAAAGACAUCAAUUCUUUCGCUUCAAAAGUAGACAAACAUUAAAUAGUCGAAGUAAAUGGUGAGUGGAAACUUUACUUAGAAAACAAAGAAGUAAGUACACUUACCCAGAAGGAAGCAAUGUUGCUGUUUCUGGCUUUUGGUUCACAGUCAGUGGAAAGAUCUGAAAGAUCGAGCCAAUUCCCGACCAAACACUGAAGAUUGUCUUCACUGGUGGAGCUCCUCAGUCACUUUAUUUCUCUUACAUUUGAUUUGAUUUAAGUAAUUCUAGAAGUGGCUUUAAGACAAGAUAACAGGGAGUGUAAAUUUUUUUUUGUUUUGCCGACUCUAUCACAAUGUUUAAAAAACUUAUCAGAAAAAAGGUUUCCCACUUAACCUGCAUCCUAAUUGAAGGAACCUUUCCAUCGACGAACCAACAUCCUUGUAUUUUUUUACUUGUUUCAAACGUCCUUCAACGCACAUGCAAGAUGCACUAGAAAAUGUUUUUGCAUAACGAGAAAUAAUUUUUACUCACAGAUUGAUCCUUGACAAAAACAAUAGUUGUCCGUCGAGACCUGCGGUCUUGUACGUGUAGCUGAGGACAUGAUGUACGAUUUAUAGAUCAGCGCCAUCUUCUACAGCAGACUUUUAAAGAAAAACUUUGCCAUCAAAAUUAUCCCUAAAGAAGAAAAAGGUUGAAAAAGUAUCCGGAAGUGGGCUGACAUUUGAAGAUCUGCAAACAGUGUACAGCAGAUUAGGAAAUGAAGGGCUUAUUGCGAUCCUUGCACAACCACCGUCUUCAUCUCCGACGAUCACCAUCCUCACGAGUGACCACCACGAUUCGAAUUUUAACACAGUAGUCAAGUACUUCAAAGAAAACAUCAUGUCAUGCUUGCGCGCGUAUUUUGCUCACAUGUCCCUGAACCACGCGUGUUUUUCGGAUUUUUGUGAUGUCAGAGCAGUUAAUUAACCGUGAAUUUUUCGCGUUUCCUUCGGUAAAUUUUUUUAAAAAUCGCCUCAUUUCUUAACAGUCACAGUACCUUUGUACUGUUAUUUUUUUGUCAAAAUCUGUAAGAGCUAAACUCCUCUAUUAAGAAAAAUCACAAAUUUCAAAAUACUGUCAAAACCGUCUUAACGACCCCACGUUUUUUCCACUUUAAAAUGUUAAGCUAUAUUGUUAAUAUAAAGUGGCAAAGUUUAAAACAUUUCACCGCAGGAAAUUAGAAAUAUUAAGGAAAAAUGGGCAAAAAUGACAAAAUUACUGCCUGUUUAAGGAUGUGAUGUUUCCAUGGCAACGGCCUUAAUCCUGAAAAUGAAAUUUGAUGAAGGAGCCUUCUUAUAUGGGUAACCUUAGCGGUGAAUCUUGUGAACAAAAUCGCAAAGACAAAGUAACUAGAUUUCCUUCUGUAACGUAUGCUUGUUAGCUUGGAUUAUUAGUAAAUACUCUAGGGAGCCACCUUAAAAGGGCAUUUUGUUUGCCAAACCUCUGCUUAUGGGCUUAUACUGAUUCAGUGUCACUUUUCUUGAAGCUAAGGCCUCCUGUUAUGUGCAGUACCCCCCCCCCCACCCGCUACCCUACUCUCUUAUCCCAAGCCCCUACCGCUUCCCCCACACAUGUGCAUGUACAACAUACACACAUUGGUAAUACCCACCGUAUUCUCCUAACACAAUGUUUUGAAUUUGCUGUUUAAUAGUGAUAUUUUUUUUUGUUUACCUAAUAGAGAAGCCCUGGACAAAGCAGAAAAAGCAACUGAAAGACUGGCAGCUGUUUCAAAAGAUGUGAUUAAGGCUCUUGAAUUAGCAAAUCCUAAAGAAACCAAAAAGUAAGUGAUCAGAAUUCUUAACACGUUUAAAAUAAAAAGAGAACUUUAAACUUGAAUGAUUGUCAGUUGUAUUAACUCAGACGAUUACACAAUGGUCUCAAAAACUGUGAUGAUAUAAUGUUGCUUGAUCUUGAAUAUAAAUUAUUUCUAGCACAAUGAAACUUAAGUGUUUGUUUAUUUUUCAAAGAAACAAAUUUUGAAGGCAUUAGUUGGUAUUUACAAAUAUAACUCAGUUUUAGACUUGAAUGACUGUCAAAGAUAUAUAUUAUUAUUACUACAAUUCUAGACACUUAUUAAGUUUUGCCUUAAUGAUGUUGAAAGAUAUGGCAUGCAUACAAUCAAUGAUAAUUAAUUGGCUCCUUUGUUCUCAUCUCAUGACAGUAUUUCAAGUUUAUUGUUUUUAUGAUAAUUUCACUACAGUUGCUAGGCAUUUUCAAGAGAGCAUUCUGAUUUCAGUUAAACAAAACCCCUUUGAAAGGAAGAGGUCAUAAGGGUAGUCAGCACGGGUUUCAGAUUAUCAGGUUUCAGUUUUCUUGAUAAACAAACCAUUUGGUUAAUUAACAACGCAAGGGUUUUGAAUCUCAAGGUUUGCAUGCUACUUUAGCUGCUGAUUAAGGGUAUGUUAGUUUUUGAGUGAUUUAAUAUCUGUUAGUUAUCACUUCAUAGUCUAUUUGUUCAAAUUAAUUAAUAACUAUAGUGUUUGAUCAACUGUAUUUUAACACUGUAGGGAAGUAAUUGUUCACUUUCGUGGGUUUUAUUCUGCUACUAUUAUCACAUUUGGUUUACUUCAACUAGAAGAUAGCUACCAAACAGGAAAUAAUGGUUUUGGGGGGAGGUUUUGUUCUUUUGUGAUAGCAUGUUAUAAACUAAUAUUAAAAAAGGUUUGUGAGUGCUAAUCUAAUCCAACAUACAGGAACUACACUGUAAAAGGUUUGUUGUGCCAAAAAGACUGUAUAGUAGUAAUCAUAUGCUACAAUGUGGUGUAAAUGAUUCCUUGCUAGAUGAUUGUGCACAAACUCAGCUGCUGUACAUAAAAGCCACUUCAUUUUCUUUUAUGUGUAGAUUUAGCUUUCAUUAUACUUGACUUUGUGUGUGUACAUGUAUUUUACACUGUACAUGAUUGCAUGUUUUAAUAAUUAUAACUGCAAGCAUAAAAAAGCUUUUUUUUAACUUUAUAAAAUCAAAAUCUUACAGCAGAUUGUCAACUAUAUGUACAUGCAUGCAUAGUUCUGUAGAUAGUGUUGAUUGUUCAUGCAUUUACUUGUUUUGUAUUCUAAGGGAUGAGUAGUUUCCCUACAAUAAACAUGACUGUACACUGCCUGUGUUCCUUAUGAUCAAUGUUUACUUUGAUUUUAUCUGAUACUAUUUUGCUGUUGGUGGUUUCAUUCCAGAGGAAAAAAGAAACUUGAGAAAGCUCUUCAACAAUCCCAACAUGAUAUUAUGUCACUGACAGAAAAGUUAAUCAGGGUUCAAAAUGGUAGGUAGAUAAGAGUUAUAAAAGUUAUCUGUCAAUUACUUUUUUGCAUUAUUUAUAACACUUAUCUUGCAUUAUAUUUACAUGUUUUUUGAUAAUACAAAGGGAAGGGAAGUGAAUAUCCAACAUGGAUUUAUGAAAACUUUGAGUUGAAUUUGCACUAUAGAAGUGAAUAAAUUAUUUAUUAAAUUAUUAUUCAUAUUGUGUCAUCAUGUAGGAUUUUUAUCUGUAGGAUUUUUUGCAAUCAGGAGCCUGAGGCAUCUAAGUUACAUUUCCAAGCUGCAUGUACUCUGAAAUUAUAGGGAAUUCAAGACUAAAAAGCUGGAAAAUCCAGGAUGCAUGAAUCAUAUGAAUUGUAUGAAAUUGUAUAAUUGUAUUAAAAACUAAGAUUUCCUAGUUUACCAAAUUAUGCUCUUCCCCCGAUCAGUGCCCAUCAGAAACUGCACGUCUGAGUGUUAAUAUAUUAUAAAAAAAGUAUAAGUUGUUGAAAUAAUUUUUCUGAAUGAUAUUAUUGCAGAUCUUGAAGACAGUGAAGGGAAAAUGUCUCAAAUGUACAAAUCCAUGGAAAUGAAACAAGUGGAAAUUGAAAGGUAUUCUUGGUCUACAUUAACUAGCACCUGUUCACGUCUGAUACAUGUACUGUAUACAUGUAAUAGAAUUUAUGAAAAUUCAUAGCAUUUUACUGUAAAAAUAUCAGUUCACACAAGUUGAUUAACAGACCAGAGGUUUAUGUUAUAAAUUCCUUAUUCAAUCUGUUGCAGGCUUAAAGUUCAAGGUGAAAAUGCAAAAGUAAGUGAUUUUAUAGUUUUGCAAUGUAACUCUUUACUAUUCUGUGAAAUUUUGUUCUUCUUCAUUCGUUUUAAUUCCCUUUUCAUGUAGUUAGUAGCGUUUAAGAACCAAGCUGAGUUCUAGAUCAGUCCAUUCAGUACAAUAUCUAUUAAUUGUGGUUUAAUUUAAUGAAAAUUAGUACCAGAAGGAUAUUGAUACAUUAAACCCAAUCGAUCUAACCCAGGAGUUAUUAUUUAACAUAGUUGAUUAAUCCUGUGUGUGAUUCACCAUGAGCAGUUAUUUUCAUUCGUGGUGAAAUUAAUGAGUAUCAACUCCCUGUAUUAUUCAUUUUGUAUACAGAAAGCAGCUGAGACAGUGAAGGAACUUAAAACUGAAAUUGCUGUAAAGGAAACAGAUCUUCAAAGAGCUCAUAAGGUAAUUUAAAUGUUAUUAUUUUUUAAAGCAUGUAUAGUACAUGUAGUUUUUGAUGCCUUUGUAAACUCUCUAUCUUUGUCAGACUCCUAGGAAAAGGGCGGCAGGUCAUUUGAAAAAAAAAAUUAUGUCUGUAUUGAGUAUGAAAAUACAUGUAAGACCUGAGUGGGUCUAAAUUUUUAAGUGUUAUUGCAUUUCCAAUCACUUUUGUAUUUUUAACCAACUUGCCCUUGAGCUUUUGCCAAACAGACAAGCUGUUUGAAGCUAGUCGAAAUUUUUUCUGGCCAUGUGGCUACAAAGAAGCAAAACUACGCAUGGUGAAAUAUUGCUUACAAGUCCAAAUAAUUUAUUUACAGCCUUCAGUUUCCAUUUUUUUGGGCAUAGACAGAAGGCAAAAUUUUGAGAUACAAUGUAGGUAUGGGGAAAAAAGUGACAUCACCACCUCAACUGAAAUGAUUGGAUGGGUAUGGGACAUACAUUAAAAUUCAGUGGAGAUUUUUGGUUAUACACUGUAGUUACAUGAUUGUGUUUUUGCAUUUUCUUGGCUGUCUUGGAUGACUUGUCUGUGAAAGUUUCACUCUGCAAAAGGUUGCUAGUUUUAGUAUCCUGUCAAACUCAGGAGAGAAUCAACAACUGAUAUAUUUCAAGGAUGAUGGUUGUGUAUUGUAGAUUGGCCAAUCAAAAUAUUGCAGCUCAGAAAUCAUAAGCGCACAAUAAAACCACAAACUGGUUAUCAUUGCUGCUUGUUGUUUAAGUUUUCACACUUCUCACUCAACAUUUUCCUUGUAAGGCUGCAUGCAAAUGGACGCAACAACUCCCAAUGUUGCCCCAACAAUGUUGGGAGUUGUUACGUGCAUGUUGGCAGUGGUGUGCAAACGGAUGCAUAACUCCCAACAAUGUUAGGACCUGCAGUGCAUCGUGGGAAGGAUACAACCCAUAAGUCUUUGUAAACCAUGCGUAAUGAGCAUGCGCGGCCCCAAUGAUGUUGGAAGAGCUGUGCAAACGGAUCCAACAUUGUUGCGCUACGCUUCAGCAAUCAAGGAGCAAAAGAAAUGUUGGGAGUUGUUGGCUGAAAAGUUUGACCGGUUUCAAACUUUGCACAACAACACGCAACAACAUCCAACAACAUGCAACAGAGUGUGCAAACAGAUGCAACAUGUAACAUCCAACAAUGUUGGGAGGUGUUGGUCAACAAUAUUGUGUCCUUUUGCAGGCAGCCUAACACAAUAAUUAUACAUUUCGUUAAAUGUUUCUGAUGUUCAUGAUUUUCCAAGUGUUAACAGGAUACCCUGUAUUUAGCUGACACUCACCUCUGUAAUAUUUCCUGUAUUUAGAGGGCACUUGUUUGAGUGUAAACUGGUGAGAGUAGGGAAGGUGUCCACAAUAAUACAAAUUUCACUUGUUAUAAACAAUAUACAAUAUGUAUUUGAGUGAAGUUUUUGUGAUAUCCAGAAUUAUCAGGGCCAAGGUACAUGUACAUGCACAGUACAUGGAAGUGUUAACUGCCAUUAAUUUUAAUUAGGCUUACAGCUGUACUUACAGGGCUUAAAGUCAAGUUGGUUCAAAUUUGACCUUAGUCUUAAUUAUUUUGUUUUUGUUACAUUUUACACCCUCUCUGUGGUAAACUUAUACAACUUCAGGAAUGUUUUUGUGAAAUUCAUCUUGCAAAAUCAUGUCACAUGUAUGUGUGUCCAUUUUAGACAAUUGCUGACUUGGAACUUAGUGUAGCUCAUCUAGAAGACAAACAAGAAAGGGAUUUUGAAAAACACAAGAAAGUACGAGAGGACAACCAGGUAAUGAUGAAUAAUGAAUUUGAGUUAUUUCAAGAAAGCAAUGCACCUUUUCAGUUCUUAAAUAAUGACUGUAUGUCUUAAAUUAGUCUUCACUUCCCUCCACCCAAAAAGUAACUCGCACACAUUGUACUGUUACCAAACCUUACUGUUUUUAGUACAAACUGUAAGUGUAGAAAAUGUAAUGAUGAUAACAACUUUAUAAUUAUAUUUCUUUUUUAACUUGUUUCUAUAAUUUAUUUGCUGCCUGUUUCUAUAAUGAAAUUAAGCAGCCUGAUUGAAGAGGUUCAUGGGAUUUCUUGACUUAAGCUUUAUAAUCAGUCUCUAGUAUCCAAAAGAAAAAAAAUUCAUUCCACUAGUGAUUAUGCAAAAUCAAAAUGAGACUAUAGGGUCUGUUCACGGCGGCCAUAUUGGAGGAGAAAACAAUGAAAAUGAAAUUUUUUCUUAAAGGAAAUCGUUUUAUUAUUUUACUCCUCCAACAUGGCUGCUGCGUGCAUACUCUAUAAAAAAGGUUACGCAUGUUUCCUUGAUCAACUCAAGGCUUGGAAAGUAAAGGUCUGGCUGACAUACCCUCCCAGCUGACAAGUGAGGUAACAUUAAUCCUGCCUGUUUCUACUUUUGCUUGGUUUUUGAGGCAUGUCCUAAGACAGAGUUAUUUCCCAUGCCUUCUUUACCAUAUCAUGAGUAAAAUAGAAUUUUACACCUGUUUCAGUUAUUUUUGAGGUAAUGGAUAAAUUUAUAUUCUUACAAUGUACAUCAUAAAGAAAAAUUGUUUUGAAUCUUGCCUCCACUUGAAUAAAAUAUUCGUUUUCUUCUAAUAUUAAUGCUUCUUGAGACUGCUAAUACAUGUAUUAUUUAACAAUAACUUUAUUCUACAGCAAAUAGAAGUACCAUCAUCAAGGAUUAUAUUUGUUGUUAGUUUUGCUUUAUUUUUUUUUUCACUUUUCAGCACAAUAGUCUAUUUUAAUAGUCAGUCAUAACCCACUGUUUCGAGUGUUUCUUAGCAAGCUGGCAAUUGCUAGGCUUUUCUAGCCACGUAUAGGCUUGUGCUAGAGUCUAUUGUGGCAUUCAGAGAAGGAAGAGGGCUUUGGGGCCCGGGGGGAAUCCGUAUAUGAAGGGGGUGGGGAUGCUCGUUGUCUCGCUUAGGGGUGUAAAUUUCAGAUUUUGGUCUCGCUUAGGGUGUUCUGGGCAAAACACCAUUAUAUUUAGCCUUAAAGGUCUCUUUAAGGGUUGCACUUGAAGAAAUAUUAAAAAAUUAUGUAUUUUCAAUUCGUUUUAUUCACUCGAUUCAUGUAAUCAACGUUCAAAAUGAUAGCUUUCAGGGGUCAAAAAAGCGUUGGGCCACGCCCAGAUUGGUCUCCUUUAGGGGUUAAAUUCAAAAUUUCCGACGAGCAUCCCACCCCUUUCAUAUGCGGAGUCCCCCCCUCGGGCUUGGGGGGGGGGAGCAAGCCUUCCACCUACUUUCCUUAUCUUUCCUGUUCCUCUCCCUCUCCAUAUCAUCUCACACUUUUUUCCUAUCAAGAGUACUCUUACCAACUGAAGUCUACAUUACAUCACAGUUAAAUUAAACUUAAAAGUUAUGACAUGAAUUUGUGGAACGUCAGUGCAGUUCAUAUACAGCGUCACGUGAGAGUCACAUCACAGUUAUAGACCUAUCUUUUGCAGUGGCUAAAAGAAAGCCUGAAAAAAAUCGGCCUGAAAAAUGUCAGCCUUCCUGUACAAGGCAUUCUUUUUGCAUUUACAAAAGUUGCACUUAUGACUACCAUUAUUAUGAUCCUCUUCAAAUUUCAUUGUUCUCCCUGUAGGACUUUCAUAAAUUAGUCAUUAUUUUAGCCAAUUUCUACAGGCAUCAUUGCUUGAUUCCUAUAAAAUUAUUUGAUAGUCUUUGAGAGCUCGAGCAACAAUGUCUCCAUAAACUAACGUCAUCAACAAAUUAAUAAUCGUCAACAGUAAAUAUUUCUUCUUUUUUUUCAGAAAUCAAAGGAUAUCUAUGAGGAAAAAAUCCGCGAUCAACAGCAGUACAUAGCAGAUUUAAGAACAGGUAUGCAUAAGGAAAUAAAGGUUUGGAAUAGUGGUACUAAAUGCUUCAUACAAUAACGCUAACCUUUUGAUUUACGUGAAACAGCUUUUCUUCCUUUAGUCUGACUGUGUAGAGUGAUAAUAUUAGAAAAUUUCAUCGCUUUUUUUGCUAUUUUAGAAAUAGUUUGGUAUUUUGUGGUAAACUUUCUACUUAUGCUGUUCUAGAAUUAAAGCAACAUUAUGACGUUCAAGUUAAAGAACUUGUAGGAAGCCAUCAGAGAGAACUUACACAGCUUAGAGAUGACCACAAAGUAGAGAUCAGCAGGAUGCAAAAAGCACUUGAAGUGGUAGGUUUGCUAAAACACAAUACCAAGAAAGUCUGUUUUCCUGCUUUGGAGCCGUGAACAUAUUUUCGUUUGUUUGUUUUUUCAUGUCCUUCACUUAGCUAACAGUGUCAAAAAAAUCUGCUGCACAUAACACUCAUCCUUAUUUCUACGCCCACAUUCAGUAGUGCUUAAAAACUUUAUGUAUACUCAAGGCAGUGUGACAAAUUAUAGUAACAAAAAUACUUUGUGUAGUGUCACUAUCAACAGAGAGAUAAUAGUAUCGCUCUUUGGGAACCAUCAGGAGGAAAUGAUCAAGUCUGAACAUACACUGACUGCAUAAAGACUGAUAUUAGUACAAAUUGAAGGAUUUCAUAUUAACAUCUCGGGGGUUUUGUUGUUUGGUUCGCUUAAGUUUUGUGUACGUGAGAGAUGUUGCGUGGCUAGCUCGACGUGCAUGUCGCACUUGCUGUACAGUUAUUCUACAAACAACUGUCGAAGUAAUUACACUUUCCUUUUGACAGGCGAGAAGAAAAAGUGAAGAGCUCAAGUCAGAGUUGUCGGAUUCCAGCAAACGUAAUUCACUAAUAGCUGAAUCUGGCUCAAGUAAAAGGAGCAGUCUGUUUUCACCAGAGGGUUCUGAUGGUGGAGAAGCCCCUCGUAAAUUGUCCCUCAAAUCUUCAGCGCAGGCUGUCAGGUUCUUGAACAAGGGUAGAAACAUGGUAAGUAUUUGCAUAUCCCUUGAGUGGUACGUUAUUAAGUACUUGGUUCAUUAAGAAUAGUGUUUGUUUGAGAUGAUGUGUCUGUAAAAUUGUAUACUCCUUGUGGGGUGGAGAUUUUCGUUUUUGAUUGAAGACUUGAGUUUGCGUGCUUUUCCGAAGAUCUGUUCAGAUUCUUCUGUUGAGACUUGACAACUAAGGCAACGAUUAAAACUAUGAAUGUUCAAAGAACGUGUGUUAAAGGAAAACAAUAUACACGUUGUAAAGCAAUUCAACAGUAUGUUAGUUGACUUCAUUGAGUUCAAGAAGGUCAACGGUGCUAUUUUGCAUUAUACUACACUUCCUAGAAUGGUCCAAAAAGCCUGUCUACUUUGUGAACACUUCAAAGCGUUCAUUUCCCAAAUCAAAGCUUUCAGUAAUCCGUGAUAGCUUAGGAUUGUCUCCAGUCAACGUCAUCCUCAGUCAUAUUCUUCAUUUAUUGGAUGCUGUUUCGGUUGACUCCUGUCUUACGGUGUAGGUUGACGCAUACUCUUUUGAGGUUGACACAUCCAAAGCUGUAUUUAUAAGCAUCGAUGUUCUAGCUAUCUAAAAGCUUGCUUGAGAACACUGUUUUUGCAUCCCUUUAUCUGGAGAAUAGACGGUCAUUUCUAUUUUCAGGUAUAAGGCGAUGCCUUCGCCCUCAGAUGAUAUUUUAAGUCUUUAAGGUUUGGUCUGUCCGGCCAUCCAGCCGGAGACAUUUGCUAUGCACUAGCGCUUUUCCAACUGAGCUAAUUGUACCACUGCGAGGAUCAAGACCACGUAAUGAAUUUAUUAAAACGAUUUCUUUUGUCAUAUUUUGUUCAUUUGCAGAGUGAUGCAGGAUCAGGCUCAGAGCAAAGUGACAACGCAUCAACCCCACAAAGUAACGCCAAGGCUCCAAGUUCACAAGCAUCGCCAUCUACUGAAGCUACUCGAGAGAAUACCAGUGAUAGCGUGCAAGGUAAAGUAUCUCUCUCUCGGAGGGGAUCCAAAAAUGACAAGAGCAAGAAAGAGAAAUCAUCAAAAGAAACUUCUGAUAGACCUGUCAAAUCUAAGUCUCCUGACAAGCCCCCCGCUGUCGUGGAACCAUUGGAGAAGUCGGUGGGAGGAGAGGGUAGUUCAGAAAAGAAACAGAGUGACUCAACACUAGUUCAAGGUAACUUAAUUCCUAAAAAAGGUAUACUAGAAGGGGGUACGUGUAGCUAAAAGAAGUGGAUGUGUUAUAAGAAUUUGUUUCCAAUUUAGGAUUAACAUGUUCCUUUAUGUUUAAACCUUAUUUAUUACGAUGUUAUGAUUAAAAAAAGAAGAGAAAGGAAAAGAGAUCGAUCCUUCUCUAUCUCGAACCUUACAUCACCAUUUCUCAAAAGAUUUGGAACGCAGUGGAAACGCUCUGAACUGAUUCUUUUAAGCAUCUUGGUUUAUGUGAAUGUUUUGUUUUAUUUUAUUGCGGACUCAUUGCAAGCCGGCUCUCUAUUAAAUGUUGCAGACUUGUUUGCAUUUUUGACGUGUGUUAUAGAAGCCACUCCUUUAGAGCCAUAUACGUGUGUAGCUAUGGUGAAAGUCAUUUCCUUAUCCUUCAUUUUGCAGUUACAACCUCUGUUGAGAUGGUGGACGUUGGGAUUCAGAGUGAAACAGAAGACUUGAGUGACACUGAGUUAAGUGCCCCUAUCACAGCUGAUAGGAAACCAUCCUUGCUUGAAGCGGUACCAGAAGAAGAACACGAGGACGAUGAAUUGGUAAUUACUUUAUUUACUCCAGAAAGCAAGGAGCUUGUACACCUUGUUGCAAAAUGGGGGCAAACUACUCUUCUUUUAUAUUUAUGUCAAUUACUCUGACCCUCUUUGCUUACCUUCUUUGGCUUUGGCAGAAUUCAAAAGAAAUUUUUCCUUGAUUUGAAGCAGGUUGUUUUAGAGCAAGUUGUAAGAGCAUCAUUCUUGGCUUGCACGGUCCCAGAGUGGAACCAUCUGCCCCUUAACAUUGAUUCGGAACACUUCUUUUAAAGAAUGCCUUAAGUCUUCCCUUAUGUGAGACCAAGACAUCAACGAUUUAAUCUGUAAAAGCCAUUAUUAUGACUAAAUAGCCGCUGACCGUUCGCUGUACACAAAUUUUCCCAUGUGGUAGCCUUUCACAGUGUUAGAUUUAGAUUUAGAGGCAUCGAGGGCCAGGUAUCAUAAAGACAAAAGAAUAACAUAACUUGACGCCAUCUUGAAAUAUGGUGUAUUUGGUGACAUUGCACUUAUUCGUCUUUUUUUAUUGAAGGAAUCAAUAUCUAAAGAAGAUCUCAUUGGAAAGUUAGAGGAUUACAAGGCUAAGGUAUCAACUUUAUUUAUCCAUGUAUUCACAUGGACCUUUGAAAAAAUCCGGUUACAAAUAUCAGAUUCUGUUAUUUCUUUUGUUUUUUUAUCAUUUACUACACCUUAUCUUCUUUGUAUCAUUCCAGGCACAGGAAAGACAGAAAAAGUUAGAGUUAGAGCUUGCAGAAUUAAAAAACAAGGUACGACCUUUGUCAUGAUUUUUUUUAUUUGUUCUUUCUGAUUGGUCGGCCAUCAGUAAUGACCAGAGCUUAUUACGUUGUUACUCGGUGAUAGAUUUCUUACCUCUAAAGCAUUGAUUUUGUAGCUUAAAAAUUCCUUUCGAGUCGCUAGAGAUUUUGACACUUUCAGACGCAUGGUCUGUUUGCUUUUAUCCGUAGUAUAUGAUGAAAACAAAUGCCCUGAAAAAACAAAAUGAAGAGUUUCAAAACAACUUUCAAAAGGUAAGUAUUUUUGUUUUAUUCUUUUUGAUAUUACAUUUAAUACUCGAUCUCUAAGGUAGAUGCUUAUAUUGUAAAUUAUACCCGUCCUAUUUACGGAAAAUAGGAAAAAGAAGCCAUGCUCAACAGAAUCAAGGAUGCUGAGUUACUCAAAGUAAGUUUGAUAUUGUAGUUUGUUUUCUUUUAUUUUCUGAUCCACCUACUCUUAAUCGUCCGCAAUAUUCUGCUUGUUUUAAGGUGUAUUACCCGUCUUUUGUCAGUUCUUUUAUUUCUGUUCGUGUGUUCCUUUAUAUAAAUUGCGUUCAACUAGUAUUUCUGUUAUCAUUCGCCCUUGGCCCAAUUCAUUACAACACAGUGUAUGUAAUGGCAAUCGCAGUUCACUCUUAUCUUGAGACUUGCCAUCUUCUCUGUUAACCUUCAUUUAUGUUUUUCUUAUUUCUGUAUUCAGGAACAGGCAGAAAAAGAGGUAUGAACUCUUACUCUACGUGCAAACGGACGCAACAACUCCCAACAUUGCUGGCCCAGUAAUCUUGGGAGUUGUUGCGUCUGUUUGCACGAAGCUUAACGUUUGACCUGUUUCAAACUUUGCGCAACAACUCCCAUCAACACUCAACAACAUACAACAGGAUGUGCAAACGGACGCAACAUGUAACAUCCGACAAUGCUAAAUUGACCUAAACUUGUCCUUUGAAAGUUAUGCGAGCCUCCUAAUAGUUUUAAGUUGUUAGAUGUCAGCUAUAAUGGUGUGACCAAACGUUGCUUAUCCUCUUUCUGAGAAUCUAGAAGACUGAUUCAAAGCAACUCAUUAAAUAAAACUGAGUAUUAAAACAAACAAAAUGAGACUGAUGUUGAAUAAAAGCCAGUACUUUACAGUAGGUCUUGAUUAUUUAUAUUGCAAGUAAGUUUGUGUUCAUUGUCCACUUAUUUGAUUUCUUUGUAGGCGGAACAGGCCGUUUUGCAGCUGGUGAGUUCUCCUAGAUGAUAUUUUAUAUUCAAUUUCGUCUUGGUAUUUAACCUAUGUUUCUAAAAUGGGACAUAAACUUACAGUCUUAUUAUGUUUCUGACGUUUAGCGUAGUGUUUUUCACAAAUGCUAUAGGAGUGAGCAACGAUUAUUGUGGAGAGUCUCAAAGUUCAUUCCAAGAGAGUUGUUCAUUUAAUAUAACAAACAUCUCUCGUUCAAUAUGAGCAGGCAUAAGUACUCAAACGUCAUUCCAAUUUCUUUCGAUUUUACUGAUUCUCGGAUGUACCUCUUUUCUCUGUGUUACGCAUUAGAGUACGUUGUACAUACGAUACUUUUAAUACAAACUUACGAAAGUAAAACGAAAUGUAAUGUCUACCAUUACCUGCAGAAAGACUCAACACUUGGUCAGUUCAUGUAGAUCUAAGCGAUAAGUCUGCGUAUUGUAUGUCUUUACAAUAAUCAGCAAAGUAAUACGAUGUUUUUAGUAAUUGUGUUAGUCAUUCUAACUGCCCAGCUAAUCAGAGCGCAUGCAUGCUGUGAUACAGUGUCUCUGAAUUCACACUUUAACUGGUGUAAUCUCUUUUUCUCACAGGAAGAGGUCCUUGCAGAACAGGAGGAAAUGGUAAGAUACUACUCAGGAUGUCGUUACUAGAUUAUGUUUACAGUACGGUCGAAACCUACCUAAAUUCAAUUGAUUUGGCUGAUUAAUGAUUCUUUUCACAGAGACGAGUAAAAGAGAAAGCUCUGCAGAACAGACAGGAAGAGCAGACCAUGACUGGACUGUCUCUGUAUGAUAGACGUGAAGAGGAAACCAUGACGAACGGAUCGUCAUUUGAUAAACAAGAACAAGAAACAAUGACAAGCAAGUCUUUAGCGAACAUGCGAGAGGAACAAACAAUGACUUCCAUGUCCAUAGAAAGAGACCAGGAUCAGGUACAGGUACAGCAGCUCAUACUCUAGCAUCACCAACCCUCUGUAGAAUUAUUAACAUCUGGCCCCGGUUGUUCAAAAAGUGGCUAAAGGGGCUGUGUCACGGCAGUCCAGCUCAUUUUGUUUAAUUUUGCCAAUUACUCGCCCUCAAUCGCUAUGGAACUUAAAGUAAGCAAAGAAAUUACAGGUAAAUUACAAAAUCAGAGAUCCGAGACAAACAAAUAUGUCUCUUGAGCAUUAUUUUUGAAGUUUCAAGCAGCAGAGAUCAACUUUGAAAAACUGUUAGGCCCAACAUUUUUCCAAAACCCUAAUUUCAAUCCGUUUCAAUCUUCUUCAGUUUUGCCCAUCCGCGGCAUCUGUUAAUUCUGUUAAUUAACAAUUAAUGAAUGAGGCUGAGUAUCUUAUGAAGAAUUAUCGAGAUCGAGGAGGGUGUUACGGCCUCGACGGAUAACACCCUCUGAGAUCCCCAUAAUUCUUCAUAUGAUACGAGAGCCGAAUUCAAUAAUUGUUUUAUUAUUCAUUCAAAAUUAUUCCUAGUUUAAAAACAUGGCUAAAACAUACUUACCUCCAUCGAUCCAUCGAUGUUAAGUUCAUCUCCGAUAGUGCACUUUUAGGUUUGUCCAGCUCCGCAGAUAUCCUCCAAAUAGAAGACCUCGUCCUUCGAGUUGUCUUCUUCCUGUUCUUGCCAUGUUUUUAGCUAUUGGUUCGUCUAGUUCUUACUCUUGAAACGAGUGAAAUGUCCGCCAUUUUUCAAGUUCACAAUCAAAACAACUCAACCUCGUCCCCAGGUCUUCUCGGUUAACGGUGCCUUAACCUGCGAAAACGCUGCAUUUUUGACGUCAUUUCCUCGUUAAACACAAAAUUCUUCCAAAUUUGGUCAUCAGUAACUGGUUAUGGUGAAUUGAACGUGUGCUUUUAGCCAAUCAGAAUCGGGAAAUUAUUUUUGAAUGAAUAAUAAGUUAUUUUAACCUUCCUUUAAAGUUUUUUAACCGCUUAAAAGCGGUUAUUUUUAUGUUUCUCUUAAUUUAACGGGCAUUUUGUAAUUUCCUAAUUUGGCUGAAUUUCUUGACACAGCUCCUUUAACAGGUUUGACGAAUUCUUAUCAGCUGGGUAACGAUUUAUCCGUUGGGAAAAGCUGUCCACCUUUUGGAGGACUGGGGUUUGGUAGCUAUCGCUGUCCAACUGCUGAACAAAGGUGACUUAGGCCGAAUUGGAGGGAACGCGAAGACAAAAUCUUAUCAAAGAGUUUGGGGAACACGACCUCAUUUCAGAACGCCUGAAUUGGCUCAUUGCAAAUUAUACUAAUCUCAUUUACUUUUUAAUCUUAUUGUCAGGCCGUUGAUCCUAAUAGACAUCAUUCAAUUGGAAGUCAGUCCUCUCGCCGUUCCUCUGCUCAGUUUGUAGACACUGCAACAGAGACCGACCAAAUAACUGCGAGGGGACAGAGCCCACGUGAUAGCGGCUUUGAAGGCGCCUCGUCAAGCUUGAAAUUCGAGUCAAGACCGAGCUCAAGUGCUGCUGUUAUCCCCAAAAUUGAUACUGAUGAUGUAAGUAUUGUAUGUGGUACUGAACUGCUAGGUUGGCUUGUAGAUGGGACAAGCGCUGAACUGCAUCUUCCAUAGAAUUGGGGAGCUUAAGCAAGAACGUUUUUGAGCGAAUGCACGUCAACGGAAAGUGAACGUUUGCAUUUUCGGCCGAAUCCUCUUAAUAAGAGUAGAGACACUUUGCAAUAGAAAUUUGGUUGCGGCAAGGCAUAUUAAAAGGAACAAGGCCUUACUUCCGUUUGAUCUGCGUCGCUCAAAGACGUCGCUGCACGUCUAUUGAGAAGUUAAGCAUCACGUUUACGUCAAACGGCGAACGCAAAUUAGUACCAGGUGACCAAGUUUCCCCUUUACUUGUCGUUACUGUUUAUUAUUUCUACACCUAAAUUAGUAGUUUCACGCAAUAGACGAUAUUCGUAUUCCCUGACGGCCCUGGGACGAGAGACUUCACAGCAUGAUUGCGAGGCUAAAGCGGGGAACACAAACAAACAUUGGUUAGUCGCGGCUGAAUCGCUUCAAAACGAUAGAAAUCAGCAAAAAACUGCAAGAUUUAAAAGCUGAAACCUUACGGGUAAGCUAAAGGGAUAUAUGUUUCAAAAAACAAAACUGUGAGAAGAGCUGGUCGUACUAACAGCAAAAUUUAAAAAGCUACGAAGCCAAAAGAAGAAACAGGAAGUAAUCAAGAAAAUGGUAUAUUGUGUCAAAAUGUCAAUACUCGACUCCUUUUCUCCUUUUUUUUUAUACAAUUUUAUUCUUCUUAUUAUUCUUUUCCUCUUGUGUGUAUCUGUAGUGUGGAGUUUAAACUGCUCAGUAUUAUCGUCUGUACCAAACUCUGUGUUCAACUGCGCGCACGUUUUUGUACUCUCACACAGUUGUUAUCCGUAAUGUAACUGAAACUUAAAAAUAAAUUUUACCUAGUCAUCUUUGUUCAAACCGGUUUAACUUCCUUAAAAUGCACAUGGACUGUGUGCAAAACGUUAAGCGCCGUCCUGAUAAGUAAUUAUCCACUGAAUGAGUCGUUUGCGUUACUUCAAAUACACAUUCAAGCUUUUGCAUCCGCUCUGUUAGAAAAUUUCAACUGCAAAGUAGGUGUGAUAACAUCACUGUUAACGUUAUCGCAGGCUUCCGAUAAUUACGUCCAUUUCAAUAAAAGUUAUUCUUCAAAAAGUUUAAAGGACACUGAAAAUUACAAUUAAAAUGUCAUCGGGGAUUUUGAGAACAUCUCUGUUUAUAUUAAAUUAUAAACUCGCUGACCAUUAGCACUCUUUUCAUCAAUAUAAUUAUAAUUUCUUAGUAAUAAUGAGCAGAUCUUCCUUUGUUGUUUGAAAUAAUGAUCUCUCUCAAGUGUGUAAGCCCUUCGGAACUUUACAAUGUUAAGAAUUUUCCUUAAAUUCGGCAAACUCAGCCGCUGUUUCUCAUAUUUGUUUGUCCUCUUGGCGAGAAGUUCCCCGCGUGAGCCUCGCAUUCAUGAUCUAGGCCUACUCGUCCCAGGACUGUCGGAGAAUACGAAUACUGUCUAUUCUCUAUCCAUAAGAACUCUUUUGGGCUGCUUUUAUUUGUUCAUUUUCAAUUUUGAGAAAUUCUCAUCUUGAAUCUGACGUUUUCCGUUUGUCGUAUACGUGACGUUUAAACUCGCCUCUUAUAUCGCUGUAUCAGCGUGUGUUCAGGUAUAGAUCAUAACAUACUAACCGUGCCCAGGCAGUUUGGACCCUGAGUGACAAGUCUUGCAGGUCAGCUUUUAAGAAUGUAAUAAUAUAUGUAAGGCUUUGUAAUAACAUUGAGAAAAGGCUGUUUAGGGACUGUCCUAUGUACUAAAAUAACGGGCCCCUCUUGAUCCAGAAAACAGUUUCUCGGUGUUUUGCGGAGAACGAAUUUGGACCAUUCAUUUGUCUAAAAUAGUCCUCAUGGAUAUCACUGGCGUGAACCAACUUGUUUUUGAGUCGAUAUAAUGAAAGGAAACAGUAAGCAAAGGUAAAACUUGCUCACAUAAUCCAAAUUGACAUUUGGGGUGAACGUGAUUCGUAAUCUCUAAUGAUAUUUUCUUUAAAAAAACUUUGUCCCUUCUAUUCUUUUUAUCUUAGUCUGUAUGUCUUUGCAUCAUGCUAUUAGAAUGUUUUGAAGGUUAUUAACUUGUCUUUACUUAACAGAGUGCCUCUGGGGAGCCUAAAGCGGGGAUGCUUUCUCCACCUGAGAGGAGUCGACCAGUGAUGAGUGCUAGAGCUCGAAGGCGGCUGAUAAACUCCGCUCUUAAUGACCACCCUGUGGCUCAGGAAACACUUAAGACUUAUGAGGCAGUGCUGCGGUUUGUUGAUAACAUGGUCCAAUGGCUGGUACAGGAAGGGCUUGGUCAAGAAGCUAAUUUGCUUCGAAGCGUGAAACCUGUCAUGCUAAACAAGGUACCGUACGUGAGCUUCUUUUGAUCAGAUUCUCAGUUGAUAAAACUUCAGUCAGAUGAUCGAUUCCUGGUCUGAUCCAACCAUUGUCUAGUACUACUAUGUAAUGAAGGUGUAAUGGUCCUUUUCUCACGACCUUGAGGUAAAGAGAAAAUGUGAACCCCUGUUGGGGGAAUUCAUGACCUCCCAGACACCAUUAGGGUGUUGCUAGUUGCUUAAGGCGAGAUGGGCCAAUUUUUAGGUUUAAUCCUGCGUCUAUUAGAUCUAUUGUAGCAAUUGUCAGCAGCAACGUCAUGCUGGGAAGUUUCUAAUCCUAGUGGGAUGAGUGAUAAUACCUUUGAUUGUUUUAUACUUCACCAAAGCUGUGAUCGUAUGAGGUUACAGAGAAUUGUGUGGGGUUGGGAUUGCACCACAAUGAAGACGCCUUACUUGUCGUAUUUUUAGUGCAGUUCUCAACAUUUGUCAAACGUGCAUGUAAAUAGGUAUAGUAAUAUUGCGAUACAGAGUGACUGACGACCUAUCAACAAACGAACUGUGAUUUGUUUUUGUUUUUUUCUCUUUAUCAGGAAGAUACGAUGCAAAUAAUUGAAAGAAUGCCAGAGAUACGUAGCAACAUUUCCCAGGUGAGUGAUAAUGAUCAUUCCAUUCCUUACAAUGCUACUACGUAGCUUUUCGUGCAAGACGUGACAAGCUAAGGAAAGGAAGAAACGUCCAUUUUGAUAUUAUGCUAGUAGAAAAAGGAAGGUAGAGAGUUGAAUGGCAUGCAAUAAGGUCUUGAAGUGGUAGCGAUUUGGUAAUAUCAGGGAACGUUUUGAGUUAAGGUCAACCAUUGGAAACCUCUGUGGUGAAUUCCAGAUUGGAUCAUCGGAAGCUAGUAGUGGAGCUUUUUAAACAGGUUGUAAUCGUUAGUUCUAGUAAUAGGUGCUUUAUAACUGUGAGAAAACGAAGUUUCAGUUUUAUUAUUCAUGGUUUUUGUGUCAGGUGCUAAGUCAGCUGGGCAGUAUAUUGUCGAGUCAGCAUCUUACAAGCUCCACUGCUGUUGAGACGAGGAGUGUAGGUCUUACCACCUCUCAACAAUCAGUAACAGAGCCAAGUGAUCGCGGGUCGGAAUGGCGACCAAAGAGUUUCAAGGUAAAGUAAUAUCAUCUUGAAAAUAAGCAAAUUCUAAUAGCAGCCACUGUGUUGCGGGAAUGUGAGGGAAGUUCAUGGAGUAAUGGCAGUAGUUAUGGCAACGGCAAUUGCUUCGGCAAACUGUAAUGGCAGUGCACGUAAUAAGACAGUGGCAGCAUCAAAAGCAGUGCGGGCUGGCAUUGGUAAUACCAUAAUAAAAUUCGCUGUCCUGUGCUAACGAUAGCGGCAUUCGCUGCAGCAACAUCAGCCGAGUGCAAUAUAACAUUUUAUUAUGCUAAACAAAGUCUCAUAUUUACAUGUAUCUUUUUUCAAAGUUUAUAGUUACAGUUGUUUUUACUAAAACAACGGCUACAGUUGUAAAUUACACUUGUAAAAGUUUUAUUCAAUUGACCCCUGAACACGGUUGCAUGUUGUUUCCCAUUUCUAGAAGUCUGACGUUAGUGAUACUACAUCCCUGGACUCCAACUAUGUCAAGUUGCUGAAAGAGUACAAUGACUUAGCUGAAGCAUAUGAGCGGUUACAACAGCAUCUGGAUGAAGAGGCUAAGUUUCACCAGGAACAAACCAGUCAGAAUGUAGCGGUAAUGACAGACAUGCAGGAUACCAUCACACAGCUUAGAAACCAACUAGCAGAAUUAAGGAGCUCUCGGUCCGCCUCAUCCGGGGUAAGUCUCGCGACAGCCCCCUUCCCUCCCCCCUCCCCUCCCCCCCUUCAUACUGUUGAUUCCAGAUCUCCCUCCGUUAAAAGUGUGAACAUAUGUUGAUGGAAAAUCAGUAAACCUUUGAGUGAAUAACUAACAAGCCACAGUUACCCUCGUGUCCUCAGGCAACAACUUUCCUCAGUAUAAUGUUAGCAAAUAGGUGCUGGGCGAACUGUUUUUCUUAGUCAGGACUUUCAAGUCGACUGCGGAUUGUUAUCCUUUUUCAGCAUUAACAAAUGAAGAUCAUGAUACAUCGAUAUCAUAGUAACGUUACUGGUGUACGGGUGUUUAUCUCAUCUCUAGCUUUCUUUUUUUUUCAGUAUAUUUCGAUGUUAUUUUUUUACAUAAACAUGGUUUUUAUUUAGCUGAAAUGAUAUUCAUUACCCCAUAUUUUCACUGUCUUAAGCCCACAUAAAAAUGCGCAAGGUACGUUAACGUAUUUACGUUAACAUAGCUUUGGCAACUCGCUUAGUUUGAAUAACAUAGCAUAACCUUUCUUCAAUAGCGUGCAAGUUCUUCCAUCAUGUUUACACGACUCGAUGCAGAGCGGAACGGAAAGAUACUCAAGCGUGCUGUUCAUGAGAGAAGAUUAUCUGAAGAGAGCUUCUCUGCGAUCAUGGAGCAUAUGGACAACUAUGUUAGUUUACCAGCCAAGAGACUGGCGCAUAUUGUCAGACGAUACAGUCACCACCGCUCCAUGAAGGACAUCGGUAAUUGUUACAUGCGAUUUGAAAUAACGAUAGUCAUAAUACUGUUAAUGGCAGUAGCUGAGGAUGAACCGAAUAUUCGUAUUUAUGAGAAUAACAGUUAAAUUUACCCGGAUUUCUUGAUCAGCAGAUCAGAGUAUGGUAACUGUCUUGGCACGUGUUAAAUACAUAACCUGUCUUUGAGAAUCUUUAGUCGAGGUUGCAUACGCCGAGAUAAGAACAAUUUUUCCCCUAAACUUUUUUGUGUUUUAUGGUAAGUUUUUUUCUUGGGUAAAACAACCUAUACCGAAAGUAAAAAAGCUUUUGCCGUGUGUGGAUGGCUCAAACUGACUAAUUCAGCAAGGUCUUCGUAGCAUCCUGCUGACCUUUUCACCCACUUCUUUCGCUCCACAUCUUGCCAUCCCUUUGGUAGUCAGUUUUGAUCAUGUAUAUAUUAUUUGUUAAUACAGAACAAAGUUUGAAACAAGGCGGUAGCCUUGAUGAGGGAGUAUUCUCAGCCUUGGAUAAAAUGGAAAAACUGCAAAACAAACGCGCACAGCGCUGGGGAGACAAAAUGGACCAAUACUCUAACGAUCGAGAAAGGCUCGCUCAACAGUUGACGGAUUGCUUUGUAAACCUGGAGCAAGAGACUGGAAUCUUCCUUAUAAAACCAGUGUAUUCUUUUAAAGGAAGGUGAGAAAAUGUUCAUGGCUUGUCUACAAUUGCUUUUCAUUCGUAUGUUUGCUUGUUUGUUUGCUUUUGUUUUCCUUCUCUCACACGGAGUAAUCCCGCUAUUUUCAUGUGAUUUUUUUUUCCAUAUGUUUACAGACCGGAAGUAAACACUGGAUAUGUCACAGCUCAGAAGCACAAACCACCUCCAGUACCACCCAAAGCCAGCGGCCCAGUGACCCCAGCACCCACACCCUGGCUAGGCAAGGGACCUAUUCCACCAGGGCUGUACCGUGACUUUACUCAAAGUUCCUUCGCUAGACCUCCCUCCAUCCCGACAAUGUCCCAGUUAGAAGAUGGUACAAUGAGGAUGAGGGUGACCCGGCCCAUGGAAAAAGAGCUCCUGUUAAGCUCUUUACCUGGUGUAGCUUGGCGGGCAUCUAAGUCACAAGCCUUUGCGACUCCUUCUACUGCUGUUGAGCUCAAUACACCCAAGAUUUUGGAGCUGGAUGUUAAUCGUAUGAUGAUUGGUCAAACGGACGUGAGGUACUGUCAUUUUAUGUUUAUCUCGCAAUUAGUUUUCACCUCGGAUCCAAUCGAUGCAUCGACGCAACCCCUUUUAUUUUUGCUUUGCUUAGAACUUGGAGUUUAAAACCACCUGCUGUCGAACCUCUUAAGCAAGAACGUUGCAUACUUAGUAGUAGCUGAGAUCAUGCUGUCCCUAUAUCUGAUCUCUGUUUGUUCUGCGUGUCUUGUCUGUUUUAUUUUUCUUCUUAAAAAACGCCUGAUCGCAGGUUUAAUUGACUCUGUCAUUUAGAUAGGUGAGAGGUUAGAGUUGAAUGUAUUAUUGGUAAGGGUUGCGAGGAGUUUGUUGUUAGAUAAAGAGCUGUCCUAGAAGAAAGGUCCACUUAUUUUCUUGCACCUUCACGGAAGGUCACAUGAUUUUAUGUGCUACGAAAUACACAUUACAGAAUUUGUCAAUACAACUCGAUAGAAUGAUUUAGGUAAGGUUAGGUGGACACCAGUCUGGUAGCGUUUUCUUCAACUUUUUCCUUUCUUUUGUCAACAGCAAGCCUAUUUUGGCUUUCGUUGAUGCAGGGGAAGUGACAGCGUCCGCGGUGAGGAGUUACGUAACAGUUGAGAGACCAACGGGUGGCAAACAAAUCAAAAAAGCCAAACACUCAUCGGGUAUUGACGCUCUCUAUACAUGCGUUUUUGUUUGUUCAAUACUGAAUACAUAACACGAAUGCGUAAGUUUUACUUUCAACUGAUAAAAGUGUCAAGUCCUUGCUCAUUAUUUGUCUGUAAUUUGACUCUCGAGCAGCUAGGUAUAGAGAUGGGUAUCGACGAAUAUAUUACUGGGGGUAAUCCUGCGAUGGAUUGGCAUCAAGUCCAGAAGGGGGAGAGGGGGGAGUUAAGUGACUGAUGUAGGUAAGAGCUAUAGGACUUGUAUAGCUGGAAACACAUGUUGUAGCUCAUGGGUCAUUACACAUCUGGCAUGACAUGGGCCCAUGGCGAAUUAAGUGCUGGAGAUGUUGUCUUGUGUAUAACUGAUAACUUUCUUAUAUUUUAUAGGUAUUCAAAAUACAUCUUCACCUAGCACUGCUCAAGAUCCCACACGCCCUCACAGUGGGCCCCUGUUAUCAACUUACCCCCCUUUACCCCCCAUACACAUGCCAAAAUUACGGCAGGAGAGCCGAUCUGGCAAGUCACUUGACAGCGAUGCAGUGACACAUUCAGAAGCUGGUACACCUGUGACUCGAAAAACUGAAGACGCUAGACCCAGUACUCGUGGGACUCUUAACGGACAUGAUACUCACAUGGGACUUGUAACUCCAGAGAUUUUACCUGUUAGAUAGCGAAUUUUUAGUUUGUAGUGUAAAGUGACGUUUAUCAAAUGUAAAUAA
This is a messenger RNA of Porites evermanni, 27905 nucleotides long. Lineage: Eukaryota; Metazoa; Cnidaria; Anthozoa; Scleractinia; Poritidae. The record is from the annotation of a GenBank genome assembly.